Messenger RNA from Lethenteron reissneri (Far Eastern brook lamprey), 8267 nucleotides. RefSeq names its product somatomedin-B and thrombospondin type-1 domain-containing protein-like. Lineage: Eukaryota; Metazoa; Chordata; Hyperoartia; Petromyzontiformes; Petromyzontidae. The record is from RefSeq and is a predicted model, not a curated record.
AUCAUCAUCAGCACUAUCAUCAUCAACAACAACAUCAUCAUCAGCAGCACCAUCGUUAUCAAGGGAAAGGCGAACACACGUGUUGCCUCCAUUCCCACGUCAGCUCACCUACAGGACAGCCUAUUCUGUUCAUGACACAGGUGAACACUGUACAGUCAAUAUAUUUUUUUAAAAUAAAUAUAUUUUAACGAGGGUAUUGUACGAGACUUAUCCAGUUGAGCAAUUGCAAUCGACAGUCUCCCUCACUCCCCUUAAUUACUUUCAACUCCGAGCGCAGCCGCGCAGAGAAGAAGAGGAGGCUUAAGAGAGCUAUCAUCUCACGAUGCAGCUGCUGCUGAUGAUGUUGCUGCGGCUGAUGAUGAUGAUGGUUCUGCUGGUGCCAUCUCCGAGCGAAGCCGCUCGCUCCUGGUCGCGUGUAGGAGGUGGUGGUGGCGGUGGUCGUGGUCGUGUCGUGGUGCAGGCGAGGCUGCCUUCAUCAUCAUCAUCCUCAUCAUCAUCCUCCUCGUCAUCAGCCUCCGGUUGUGCCGGGCGUUGGGUCCCGCGCUGUUGCCCCGAGCGGAACCCCGACUGCUUUGGCUACGAGAAGCGUGGAGCUCGCUGCUACUGCGACGCGGCGUGCGCAGACACUGGCGACUGCUGCGAGGACUAUCGGCGCGUGUGCGCCAGCGCAGCCACCGACUGCGCGGUGCUGAGCUGGGGCGCCUGGUCGCCUUGCAGCAGCGCGUGCGGCGUGGGCAGCCGGGAGCGCAGUCGCCAAGUGACGGUGCCUCCGCACAACGGAGGAGCCAAGUGUCCCCAACUGCGCCAGCGCCAGGGCUGCUACAGCCACUCGCUCCAGCUGUGCCAAGGAAUACGAGAAGUGGCCCAGCUGCUGCCAAACUACUACACACGGAGCACAAACGACCCCUGGAAGAGGCCCCACAUGAUGAAAAAUGAGCCCGCGACCAGCUCGUGCGUGUUCUUCCGCGUGGACGACGCGUCGUCGUCGUGUUCCAGCCGGAGCGCCGCGGCUCCGUGGCUCCGUCUCCUGCAGGCCGGGCGCAGGGUGUGCGUCGAGUGCCAGGCCGAGGCGGUCAGGCGGGGCGAAGGCCGCUGCUCGGGGGACGGCGUGAAGGGCACCAGGACGUUCUGGGCGGCCGUGUCGGUGCCCGGCUGCCGGGGUUCGUGGCUGCGCGAGCAACACCACAACGACUGCCGCUGCCCCCCACACUCAUCGCUGCUCUUCGUAUAGCGGCGAUGCACGCACGCAUCCACGCAGAGUUCACCACCCUCGUCGGAAUCCGUGACAAAAAUAUUUGUCGGUGAAGUGUUUUUUUUUACAAAUUUAUUUUCCGUUCGCUGGUGGCUGCAAAUGGCCGAAAAUCAUCAAGCGUGACGAUGACUCCGACUGUCCAAUGAACACCAAAGCUUGACCUGACUUAUGACGAGACAGAAUCAACUCGUUUUAUUGAAGGAAAAGACUGGGAUGUGUUCAAAACUGUAGUGCACGGAGGAAGACCAACAAUGUUAAUUUGUCAUGCAAGUAGAAAACCACGAACGGAGUUCACCGAUUGGCUAACAUUCUACUGAGGGGGGGUGCAAAAUUCUGCGUCCCUCACCAACAGAAUUAAGUGUGAACUAAAUGUCUUGCUUCUGGAGUUCAGUUGACGAGACUGAGAGAAUGACUCUGAAAUCCACAGACGAGGACUGGACUCGGGACUCCGCAGGUUGCCGUUGACGAGACAGAGACUGUGACUGAAAUUAAAACUGAAUUAACCUUGCGGCCGCAUCCUUGGGACGUCGCUCUCGUCUGAGUAAUGUCGACGUCCGGUCCUGUGCUUCUCUCAUUGUAUUAUUUGAGUUAGAUUUUUUUUUUCCUCCAUGACGGUAGUUCUUGCGGUAGCUAUUUAUUGCGCGGGCGUCCGUGCUCCGACCCUUGCGUUGUGAUGCUGUAAAUUCCCAACCUUCCUAACAAUUUCGGGGGGCGGGGGGGGAUUGCAAUUUUAAUUGCAUGUCUGACGUUUCCCUCCACGUCCUGGGGUUUCCAGAAUUGAAUUCACUUCCUGGAGAAGCUGCCGGCACGUGGUGCAGACCGUCACACACAAGUGCCGGAACGACGCGCGGGACAUCCCGCAAACGCAUCGGAGAUCUUCCAUGAUGCAGGUUUAUUUUGGGUUGGAUCGUGUAAAAUAUAUAAAUGUGUCGUUAAACCCGCCACCACCCGGAAGCAGUGACGUCAUCACAUCUACCCCGCUAUUUAAGGGAAGAAACAGGAGGAUUUCUCCACAAAUCUGGCUGUCGCGUGAUGAAGCUAAUUGUAUUCUACAUUUGAAGUUUUCGUGACUGCAAGGAUCCAUACUCUUUGUUUUUUUCGGUAAAGUCACGUAGGUGAAAAUAAAAUAAAGUAACUAAAUUAAAUCACGACGUUUCGGACGCAACACAAGCAUCCGUCAUCAGAUGCGACUGCUCCAGCAAAAUUACUGUAGCGUCUGAAGACAGCUAUUUAGAGACACCUGUUUUAUAUAGGGUACUGGGGGGGGGGGCAUCUCUUGAGGAAGGUUAGCGUCUCGAUAAGCUGUGACUUAUUUUUCGAUUGAAAGCUUUCGUGACUGCAGGGACUCAUCUUCCUGGUUCUUUCGGUAAAGUCACGUAGAAGGGAAGAAAUAAAACAUAAUAAAAUAAAAUAAUAUUAUAUUAUUAUGUUUUAUUUUUAUUGUUUUAUUACUUCCCUGUGACUUAUUGUCACGUUGUCUGUUAAAAACUCUAAUUGUAAUUACUGGUGAAACUUGUGGCGGGGACGACUUCUUGUCUUUUUUUUUCCGGGCCACUUUAUUCACGAUGUCAACAUUACAGCGCUUGUCUCGCUCGGCACGCCGAGAUUCCGCCGCGCGCCGCUCGUUCGCUCUCUCACUCGCCCACUCCCGGCCUCACUCUCUGCGAUCCUUCGGCCCUUCGGCUGCCGCGUCUCGCUGUCUCGGCGUGCCGACACCACGGCAGCCGCGGCGCUUAAGCGUGCCGACGUACGGACUGCGCUCACGUCCUUAGUGCCUCUACCCUGAGCCUGUACGAGUCCACACAGGGAUACUCUAGCCAGCCGCUGCUGGUCCGGCUUCAACAAUUGUCUUCUGUCUUCAGCCCAUUCCCCUCCGAACUCGUUCGCUCGUCUCUUAUUUCACCUACGUGACUUUACCGAAAAAACCCAAGAAUAUGAAUCCUUGCAGUCACGAAAGCUUCAAAUCUAGAAUCUUAUAUAGGCCUCGCGACCCUUCCAGAACAUCCUGUCCGGAAGAUUCUUCUGUGUGAUUGACAGGUACCGGUCCCUUCAAUUCCGGUCCAUCUCCUACUUGAAUCGCACCAAUGGUCUUCCCCGCACGUGGCCACUCCUGACGUUCCCCCAGCCGUGUCGCGGUGCCGUGCCCGUGGCGACUCUUGCCCAGAGGUCGCAAAUGGGUUUUGAUUCCUUAUCCGUACCUGGCCGCACCAGGGUCGCAAAUGGGUACCCGUACCCUACCCGAAAUGAGUGACAAACGGUUACUCACCAGUGACUCACGGCCUACCCGUACCCGGCCGCACCAGGGUCGGGUAUCGGGUAGGGUACGGGUAUCGGGUACCCGAUUGCGACCUCUGCUCUCGCCCACUGCCUUCUCCUGGCAGCCGAGGGCGGACACGCGGCCGUGAUAAACACGCGCGCGUUGCGCCACCACUACACAGAGUAACAAGUUGGCACGUUCUGUUGACGUGACAAACAUUACGACUUGGCUGUGUCGGAUGGUGGCGGGUUUAAUGACAUAUUUUUACGCGAUCUAACCCCCCAAAACAAAACUGUUAUGCAUGAUAUUUGUCGCGAAAGCCUACGUGUUUAAAUCCGAGAUCUUGAUUCAUUGGAAUUUUGGCCGAAUCCUGAAUGGUCUCGCGACAAGAUGAUGGAUGUUGGACGCAAACGCAAGGCAACCGUGCGAUUUUUGUAUUUAAACGAGGAGUUUACGGCAGUGACAUCGUGAUAUUUAAACAUAGGCAGUGGCCUCGUAUAUAUAUAUGUAAACGACAAAAAUGGCCAAUGCAUUAAUAUACAGCAUGCGCGCUACAUACAAACUGUACUCAAAUGUUAUGUUAUUGUUUUUCCUUACGUCGCUAUUCCGAUUUGUGUUUUGUCAUGAGCCGUCAAGUCGCUUGAAUCGGAAGAUCUGCAAGUGCCGCCAUCCUGUGGCAGAGAAAGGGACCUCGACGAUGACUCGGCUUUUAUGAAGCGUUUCCGAAGCCUCUUCAAUCGGGAUGUUUGGCCACGCUCCGGGCACACGCCGUUUCUCAUAUGCAGUGCAGAGGGGUGUGUUCGUAGCAUGCCAAUAAAAGCAGCGUUGGAAGUCCUCCACGGUUGGGAGUUUCGCCAAAUCUAAUUGAAGAAUCCCUUUUGAAAUAUCUUGCGAAAUAGGUGGAGACUGCCAUCUCUUCCUACAGCUUUGGGAAUCUGGUCUCAUCAUGGGUGGUCGAAAUUUGAAUUCGAACCCAAACACAUCAGCGGUGUCGGGGGGGGGGGGCUCGGUGUCACCCAGCCACGUCGUGCACAACCAUCUCGUGCGCAACGUGGCUAGUCGCUCCUGAGACGAGUGUACACAUUGUACGAAGUCGCACAUUUGUAAUUGUAUGCUAGCCACCAUUGGAACCACCAUUGUAUGCUAGCCACUUAUCUUAAGUGAAUCGUGCACAAUUGUGCAAAUUUUUGUUGUUGUAAAGUCAUGAUAUUGUUUUUUUUACCAUUUAGAAAUGCAGUAUUUAAAUGUUUAUUUACACCGUGUAUAAGUUUAACACACAGCUUUGAAAGGUUGGUGACUCCAUCAUUUGUCCCGUCACCACAGGGAAGGGAUCGGGGGGGUGGGGGCUGCUAAUGAAUUCACUAUCCAGAACCACAAUGCCUUCAACAUCACACAUGAAUACUGCAGUGGCAUUUCAGACUUGUCAUCAAUGGCUCGUGUGUGUUUUGUUUAAUCUACUUCUGGACGGUGGGUGAAGACGAGGAGCCAUAGACCAGAGGUCGCAAUCGAGUACCCGGUACCCGGCUGGGUACGGGUAGCUGUUUUCGACCCUGGUGCGGCCGGGUACGGGUACAGGUAGGCCGUGAGUCACUGGUGAGUAGCCGUUUGUCACUCAUUUCGGGUAGGGUACGGGUAGGGAACGGCUACCCUGGUGCGGCCGGGUACGGGUAAGGAAUCAAAACCCGUUUGCGACCUCUGCCAUAGACAGGGUAGCACAGCACAGCGAUGGGUUAUGCGGCACUGCCCUCUGCUGGCCGCAAGUUGCGUAAGUCAACGGUCAUCAGAGCGACUCGUCAACCACUCGGCGUGUCACCCACUUGACGACGUCUGGCCAUUCACUUUGGUCAACGGGCGCUUAAUUUCAGCCGGGACAGUCCGGAGGUGCUGCUCCGAGACUUAUUUUGGCACCUCACCUCUCCCCCCCCCUCCCCCAUCCUCCUGGCCUCUCUCUACGUGCACAGUCGACUCAAGGAUCGCAGCGUCUGCUUGCGAGUGGGAUAAAUAACGUCUUUCAUCUUAAAGUCAUGAUCCUUGAUCCGGGACGUGCAUUUCUCCACGUGGGCAUGAAGGUGUACGUGAAGAAUGUCCCCUUCCACAUUCGUAGGAGCCAUUUUCCCGGGACAUGCAUUUCUACAUGUAGGCAAAAAGGUUUACGUGAAGAAUGUCCCCUUCCAUAAAUUCGUAGGAGCCAUUUUCCCGGGACAUGCAUUUCUACAUUGGGGCAAAAAUGUUUAUGAGAAGAAUGUCCCCUUCCACAAAUUCGUAGGAGCCAUUUCACCCGUGAAAGGAGUCGUGAAAAAGUGGUCCUCCUUCAGGGGCAGCAAUGACUGCAGCAGUCUUAAUGUACAAGUGCUGGAUCACUCUUCGUCCUUUGGUUGGAGUGUGUCACCGCAUGACUGCAGCCUCUUGAAGUCCCCCCCCCCCUCGUGUGCCACAGUGCUGCUGCUGCUCGCUGCCGUCUGUUAAAGUGCAGCAGCAGCAGCGAGAAGACGAAAUUCCCUGCGUGGGGCAGCUGCAGAUGCAGGCCGCCAAAGCUGCUUGUAGAUGAUGCUGCCGCUUUGUCCACGAUCCGUCGUUCCGUCAGCCGCAGCCUCCGAUCCUUCUUUCUUCCUCACCAUCCUCCCUCAUCCUCCUUCCCAAUCAAGGUCCAGGAUUGGUGGCUGGGAUGACAUCAUCAUGUCUUCCUCCUCCUGAUCUCUGCAACUGCAGCCCUUAACUCGCUUACCAUCUUUUCGAUCACAUCUCAAGAUGGCCUUUCAGUUGAUGAUGUGUUGUCGCCCUUCUCUGUUUUGGUCAUGGCAUUUCCGUUGUUGGAUGGUUCUAUUGGUGAUGUAACCACCUUUUAAAAUAGUCCCUGCGAGUCACUCACGUGGGAAUGCAUAGAAUUGAUAAUGGGGGUAUCCAUAUUCUUGGUUCUUUCGGUAAAACUAAGUAGAUAGAAAACCCCAAAAAUGUAUAACAAAAAUAAUAAAUUCAAAAUAAUAAAAGCAGAAACCACAAAAAAUAACAUAGUAAAAUAAAAGUUAAACUAAAAAUAAAUUGAAAAUAAAAGCAAGAAACUCACGUUUCGAUCGCAACACAAGCGGUCUUCAUCAUUUUAAUUUAAAAUUUUGGUUUUCUAUCUACGUGACUUUACCGAAAGAACCAAGAAUAUGAAUUCCUGCCGUCACGAAAGUUUUAAGUCAAUGGGGGUAUCCACUACCGGUUGGGUUGUUCACAUUAUGCAUGCACAUCGUUCCUGUGCAUCCUGCCUAAGUUUGUGUGGACAGAAAUCGCAGUUUCUUGUUGUCUGCUCACAGUUUAUCGCCAUCGGUGUGCAGUUAAACAGUCGUGUUACUUACUAGCAGGAAGUACCCGUCUUUGCCCGGGGUAAAAAUAUGUUACGAAACUUGUAUUCUCUUAAAAACACAACAUAUGCAUACACAACUACUAAGUUUUUGUGAGAGCCCAGCGUUACUUAUAACAAUAGGGGUUACCCCUUUUUUUGGCAGUAAUACAAUAGUUAAGAUGUUAAAACGCAACUGAAAUGAGGAAUCAUGUCACUGCAUUCACCGCAUAUACUUCUGGUCAACAUGCAAACACCAUGCUCUGGUAGUAUAUGAUAAUGCAUUGUCUUUGAAACUGAUUGGUCCACACCAGAGACAGCUUUCUUUAGUGCCUAGUCACAAACGGUGUUGGAGCAGAGGAAAACGCCAAAAGGCGUUAUAGAAAGGGUAUGAAACCUGAUAUUGAUAUACUAGCAAGGGGAGGUCCUGUGAAGUGUAUUAACCUGAUGAUUCGCUUCCACUAAGCCUGCAGCUACCCUGUAGCUACCCUGUAGCUAGCCUAUGUGCAACUGACGGCGUGCAGUCGUAACCAGUGUCAUCUCUGGGGGAGAGACAAAGGCGGCUGGGCAGACGACAACCACCCACUCUGUGUGGAACAUUGCUGGCCUCCAUAGGCGCUGUUACUGCUCGCCACUAAUAGCCACUUGCCCCUACAGUCUGUUAGAGGCUACACGUGGGAUCUUUGUCUGUGUAGGUGCUGCUACUCGCUACUAACAACACUUGCCUCUACAGCCUGCUAGAGGCUACACGGGAGCUUUGUCUUGUGUGUAUGUGAACGUGGGGAGCGGUGGUGUAGUGGUUAGCGCUACGCUGCGCUACGAACCCGGCGACCCGAGUUCGAUUCCCGGUCACGGCCGGCACCGGUGACGAUUAUCUGAACCGGCCCUGGGCCUCCCCUAGGUAGACUCGGCCUUAAAUCAACACCUGGUGCGGGGAGACAAAGGCGGCCCGGCGUGGGGCUGGCCACCCACAAUUAACCACGUGACGGGUGUACAAGUCCGGUUAAUCAAUAACCCUGCCAGCCACCCACAGGCCCAACUCAGUCAUCGCAUGCUGGUGUACACACGUGCAUGGAUGUACUGGACAGCACGUAAGGACUUUCACAGGACCACACUUUACUCCCUUGCUGCACGAGGAAAUUAUUGAAUGAGUGGCCCAUUCAUAAUGUGCCACACCUGCCGAAACAACUGGUAGAAUAAUACAGGGAGUGUGAUGGAUGGGUGUAUAGCCUGCACUCCUCUUGUUAGUGCCUUACUCCGUUGAUCCCCUUACAGUAAAAUGUACUCCCGAAACAGCCCCUUAUUGGCAGCGUUGCGGAAAAAUAUUGAAGAUAAAAUUGAACCACCUCCGGUGAACACGUGACUGGAUGUACUGGUUGUAUUACUGUGUUGUGAAACGGUUGUUGCAAUUAAAGUUUUAAUUUAGCACCGUA